Molecule: messenger RNA, 2427 nt
Organism: Protopterus annectens (West African lungfish)
Lineage: Eukaryota; Metazoa; Chordata; Ceratodontiformes; Protopteridae
Product: extracellular calcium-sensing receptor-like
Exons: 6
Coding region: 1-2427 (808 amino acids)
Biological process (GO): G protein-coupled receptor signaling pathway
Cellular component (GO): membrane
Molecular function (GO): G protein-coupled receptor activity
Source: RefSeq, a predicted model, not a curated record
AUGGCUCAGUUUAGGCCAGACCAUUAUAUGGGUGUGAGCCGAUUUCAUGUUGGUUACUACAGGGGAGUCCUGGCAAUGGUUUAUGCCAUCAAUGAAAUUAACAAAAAUGUACAUUUACUACCCAACUUCACUCUGGGCUUCGACAUCUUUGAUUCUUGCUUCUCGGAGAACCAAGCAAUUGAAACAGCCUUAGCAUUUUUAUCAGGCAUUCAGAAGCCUAUCCCUAAUUACAUUUGUAACUCUGCUAGUAUGAUUGCUGGGAUCAUUGGAGAAUUUGGAUCUUCAUUAACAAUUCCAGUUGCCCGAAUACUGGGGGUCCACCAUGUCACUCAGAUUAGCCCUGGAGCAACGCAAUCAACACUAAGCAAUAAACUGCAGUUCCCAUCCUUUCUGAGAACUGUACCUAGUGACAAACUGCAGACUUAUGACCUGGCUCAGUUAAUUGUAUAUUUUGGCUGGACUUGGGUAGGAGUUCUAGCAACAGAUAAUGAUGCUGGUGAAACUGGUAGCCAGAGCAUAAAAACUGAGAUUUUGAAAACCGGUAGUUGUAUAGCAUUCAAUGAAAAGAUACAUGUCCGGUAUUCUACUGAAAAGUUCAGUAAACUUGUUGAGCUAGUAAAAAAAUCAUCAGUAAAUGUUAUCAUUGUUCAUAGCAGUGAGGUUCACAUAAAACCACUUUUGCAGGCCUUUUAUGUGAGAAAUAUGUCUGACAAAGUUCUACUGUUCACGGCAAAUUUCCCUCUUACGCCUGGACUCUUUACAGCUGAGAUCCUGUUCUUAUUAAAUGGAACCUUGGUGUUAUCAUCUCCAUUAGGAGACAUGCCUAGUUUCCGAGACUAUCUUUAUCGUCUGCAUCCAUCUACUGAACCAGGUGAUAUUUUUAUCAGAUCAUAUUGGGAAAAAAUCUUCACUUGCAAUUGGCCAGUAAAUGGAAAACCUAUAACUGGACUCACUAACACCUCUGCACUAUGCUCAGGGAUGGAAACACUUACUCAAGUUUCGAUACCUUUCAUUGAAAUGCAAGACAUUAUUUAUAGUUAUCAUCCAUAUUUAGCAACAUAUGCUUUUGCAAAUGCUCUGCAUAACAUGGCGUCAUGCAAAUCCAAAGCAGGACCUUUUCAAAAUAAUUCUUGUCCUAAGAUGAAGGAAAUCCAGCCAUGGCAGGUAAUGCAUUAUGUGAAAAAUGUACAUUAUAAAACUGAAGUCACCGAAGACGACCUUUCUUUUGAUGUAAACGGUGAUGCAAUGACUGUGUAUGAUAUCACCAAUAUGCAUAUAUUGCCGAAUGGUACAUUCAGAUUUGUACGGGUUGGAAAAAUUGACCACAGAGCCCCUCCCGGACAGGAAAUAAGCAUCAAUAUGACGAUAAUUAUGUGGAAUGGGAAAUAUACUCAGGUUCCUCGUUCUGUAUGCAGUGAAGGCUGUUCUACAGGUUACAGAAAAAUAGUGAAAGAAGGCCAGCCAGUUUGUUGCUUUAACUGUAUACCUUGUUCUAAUGGAGAAAUUUCAAAUCAGACAGAUUCAGAUAACUGUCUCAUCUGUCCAGUGAAUGAAUGGUCAAAUGAUGAACGUGACAAGUGUAUUCCAACGUCGAUUGAGUUCCUGAGUUAUGAUGAGCCACUGGGUAUAUCAUUAGCUGUAAUAGCAAUGUUUCUUCUCAUUUUAACCACUGUUGUUUUGAUCAUCUUCAUUAAAUACCGUGGUACACCAGUUGUGAAGGCUAACAAUCGUGAAAUGAGUUACCUUUUACUGUUUGGACUUAAGUUGUGCUUCCUAUGUUCCUUGGUAUUUAUUGGAUACCCUGUUCGUGUUACAUGUAUUCUUCGUCAGACUAUUUUUAGCAUUGUGUUUUCCAUGAGUGUCUCUUCUGUUCUUGCUAAGACAAUCACAGUGGUAAUUGCUUUUAAAGUGACUCACCCAAACAGCAAAUUAAAACAAUGGGUUGGACUUGAAAUUCCAACGUCUAUAGUGACACUCUUCUCACUAAUUCAGACUGUGAUCUGUACUUUGUGGCUGUCAACAUCUCCUCCUUUCCCUGAACUGAAGACUACAUCAGUCAGUAAAAAGAUUAUAGCUGAAUGCAAUGAAGGACAAAGGACAUUCUUCUACUGUUCACUGGGAUACCUAUGUUUGUUAGCCAUGGUUUGUUUCAUUGCAGCUUUCCUUGCAAGGAAACUGCCUGACAGCUUUAAUGAGGCAAAGCACAUCACAUUCAGCAUGCUAGUGUUUCUCAGUGUCUGGUUUUCAUUUAUUCCUGCUUAUCUUAGCACACAGGGAAAAUAUAUGGUUGCUGUUGAAAUAUUUGCUAUAUUGUCCUCUACUGCAGGGUUACUGUUCUGUAUAUUUCUGGGUAAAUGCUACAUUAUAUUGCUUAGGCCUAAGCAAAAUACCAAAAAACAUUUAAUGGUCAAAGGAAAAUUAAGCUAA